Molecule: messenger RNA, 1422 nt
Organism: Cervus elaphus (red deer)
Lineage: Eukaryota; Metazoa; Chordata; Mammalia; Artiodactyla; Cervidae
Product: translation initiation factor IF-2-like
Exons: 5
Coding region: 1-1335 (444 amino acids)
Source: RefSeq, a predicted model, not a curated record
AUGGGCACUGGCUGCCCCAAGAAGACCAACCGUAUGAUCAGAGGGUUGAGGCUUUGUGCCACACGGUAUCAGUCUGAUCUUCACAAAGACUACGCCUCCUUUCCCAGAGGAAUUAACGAUAUCACUAAAGAACACUUCUGCUGUGAAUUUCAACGCCAUACAGGCCAACCCACCCUGUACCUUACCUGGCACAUUUCACAACUACUUUUAUGCUGCAUUCUGGGGGCACAUUUUGCAACUCGUUCUGCACCACCUUCCCUGCCACGUUUAGCAAUCUGCCUGGCAUCUCCUCCCGGGUCCCCGUCAUCCGGAGAUUCUCUCGCCACCCCGAGGGCCACACUGGGAACCAACCUUCCCCACGCCCUCCACACCGGAGGCACUCCGCUGCCCAUUUCGCUGCCUCCCCGCUCGCCUCCGCCCCUCUCCCUGGAGCCCGGGCGUCGGAGGCGAACGCCCCUGUCACUGAAGCGACCUUCCUUUCCCGGGCUCCCGCGGUCUCUCACCUGCCGCUCUGAGGGGGGGUCUCGCUGCACCCCCCGGGGCAAGCCCCAGUCCCCGGGGUCUCCUGUGAGGACCGCGCCGCCCGCCGGAGCCGCCCGCGAUCCCAGAGCACCUCGCUGCGCUCCGACGGCCGCGGUGGGUUUGCGUCCGGGAAAGGCGCGGCGGGGCCUCCCGGCGGCGAGCGCAGCCCGCGGCGGUCCCCCUGUCAGCGGCGGCGCGGGUGCAGGCUCUCGCCCCUCAGCGCCGCGGCGGCGGCGGCGGCGGCGGCGGGCGACUUGCUCCGCCUCGCGCGCGGCACAGCCGGGAGGUGAGCGCGAGGGGGAUGGGAACGGGGGCGGGGCCGCCCAGAGGAGGCACCGAGGGCGGCGGCGGGAGGGCAGCGCCGGUGGCCCCGGGUCCGACGCUCGGAGCGCUCGCAGCUUACCCCGCCGGGCGGGCGGCUCGCACGAGGCGGCUGUGCCAAGCGGGCCCCGCCGGAGCAGCGCGCCCUGCAACCCGCGCCCAGCCGGCCGCUCGCUAACGCCGCCGCCGCGCCGGGGGCGUCGCACCCUCCGAGGCCGCCCGCAGCCCCGCCCCCUCCGGGCCGGGGUGGGGAGGAGCGCGAGCGCGGAGGGAGAGCGCGUGCGUGGGGGCGCGUGCGUGGUGGAGCGCGCGCGCCCCCGCCCCCUCCACCGUUUGGGGGUGGGGAGUGGCGAGGAGAGAGAGCCGAGACCGAACCCGUCUCUGCGCCGAGAGGUUGGGCCCCGGUUCUGCCGCUCUGUGAGACUUUAUAAAAUUGUAAGACUCUGGAUGAUGGUGCUAUUCUCCAAAGAAGACUUCACCUUUUGGCAGUGAGGUACACUUCAGGCACGUUGCCUUUAUCCAGUUUCAGGUUUACAGCAAGGUGAUUCAUAUAUAUCUAGGCUUCCCAAGUGGCUCAGC